AUGUAUGUAAGCUUCUCUUAUAUAACGUGCUACUAUGUCCGCAGCUCUAGACCGGGCCGACCUCCGAAACGCGCAUCAGGCGUUGGUCUCUCUCUCGCCGCCACCCAGUUCCCUGGACAUCCCUUCAAGAAACAUCGACUCGAGAACGGCGAUUAUUCACCUUACGAAAACGGACAUAUGAGUGAAAUGGCACGCAUGGACAAAUCACCGUUAUUGGCUAACGGAUAUAACGCACCACCAACGCACCUGGGCCCCAUGGGCUUCAUGCACCAACACGCGUUGAUGUCACCCGGCAUGCCGCACCCCGGCGUGCCCAGACCUGAUGGAUCCAUCAUCAAAGGCCAACCGAUGCACAACAUGGAAGCCCUGGCGAGAUCUGGUAUUUGGGAGAAUUGUAGAGCAGCGUACGAGGACAUCGUAAAACAUCUUGAAAGGUUGCGCGAUGAAAGGGGCGACAUAGAACGUGUUAUUGCUAUGGAUAAAGCUCGUGAAGGUUCACAUAAUGGUUCAUCCCCAGGCCACAGUCCUGUGUUAAAUCUUUCGAAGUCUGGAUCUGGUGAGCGUGAGAGAUCAGAGCGAGAACGUGAUCGUGGAGAACGAGGUGAUGGGUCCGCGAGUGGGCGAAGCUCGGCCGCCUCCCGACGCACGCCGCAACCCCCGCGUAUACCCUCUACAACGGCCGCGGCAUCCCCCCACUCACAUUCAGACGAAAGUGACGCAGCACUGUCCGAUCAGGAAGACCACAAUGUUAAAGAGGAAGAUGACGGAGCAGAGCUCAGCGAUGGUGAACGUGACCUUCCUACUAAUACAUCGCCUGCGACGGUGAGCUACCCGACUCAGGGCUCUCCGACCAACGUUCCUGUUGACCCCACCGCCGACACCCUGGUUUCUUCUACCGAAACCCUCCUUAGAAAUAUCCAGGGUCUCCUUAAAGUCGCGGCAGAUAAUGCCCGUCAACAAGAACGACAAAUCAGUUACGAAAAAGCUGAACUGAAAAUGGAUGUACUUAGGGAACGAGAGGUGAAAGAUAACUUGGAAAGACAACUUUUGGACGAACAAAAAAUGAGAGUGAUGUACCAAAAGAGACUAAAAAAAGAGAGAAAACAGAGACAGCAAAUCCAAGAACAACUGGAAAUGGAAUUAAAAAGACGGCAGAAAAUAGAAGAAGCUUUAAAACAGUCCGGGGCACCAUCUGAAAUACUCAGAAUAGUUACUGAGAACUUAACACCUGUACCGCAAGAGAACCGUGAGCGUGAGAACGGAACAGAGAGCAAGCCGCCUAGUACAGAGCCGCCGACUUCCUCACCUCCAUUCCAGCGGGACCCGCCGAGAACGCCUGACAAGCCACAGUGGAACUACCCACCGCCGCCCGUCGACAUUAUGAGCGGAGGUGCAGCCUUCUGGCAGAAUUACUCUGAAUCCUUGGCGCAAGAGUUGGAGAUGGAGCGCAAGUCCCGCCAACAAGCCAUGGAACGUGAUGUGAAGAGCCCGCUGUCAGACCGCGCCGGAUACUACAAGAAUUCGGUGUUGUUCAGCUCUGCUACU
Messenger RNA from Brenthis ino (lesser marbled fritillary), 1545 nucleotides. Lineage: Eukaryota; Metazoa; Arthropoda; Insecta; Lepidoptera; Nymphalidae. The record is from the annotation of a GenBank genome assembly.